This is a messenger RNA of Gasterosteus aculeatus aculeatus (three-spined stickleback), 1585 nucleotides long. RefSeq names its product UF2 component of NDC80 kinetochore complex (gene nuf2). Gene Ontology annotation, biological process: kinetochore organization; meiotic chromosome segregation; attachment of mitotic spindle microtubules to kinetochore. The record is from RefSeq and is a predicted model, not a curated record. Gene Ontology annotation, molecular function: protein-containing complex binding. Gene Ontology annotation, cellular component: kinetochore; Ndc80 complex. Lineage: Eukaryota; Metazoa; Chordata; Actinopteri; Perciformes; Gasterosteidae.
UUGAAAUCACCAAGGAAGUCGUUUUUAAGGCGCCAAUUUUGUGUCGUCGCUGAGAGGUUUCUCUGUCUUUGUAUGUUUGGAACUAGUGAAGCGCAGCAAUGUCUGAAAACACCUUCCCCAUCUACACUGCCGACGCGAUAGUGAAUUUCUACCGAACCGAAGUCCUCACCGGUCAAGAGGCCAAACACUUCACGAAGAGCGACUUGACUCCGUCCCCGAAGGCUGAGGCGGUUCAGACGCUGUACAUGAGGGUGUUGCAUAUGCUGUAUCGGUUCAGGCCCGAGUGUCACUCCAUGGUUCCACUUAUGGAGAACAUUCAGAACCCCGUGUACCAUGAGGGCACCACUGCUAUCACCAGUGUCUACAUACGCAUGCAGCAGUUUCUGCCGAUGUGUUUGGUGUACGAUUUUUCACUGAACGACCUUCUAGCUCCAAAAAAACAGAAGACUCUGACUGUUCUGAGCGCCAUCAUGAACUUCCUUCACUUCAGGAAGCAGAGGAUGGACAUGAUCUUCGAGAAGCAGACCAGAUUUAGGGCGGACAUGGACCGGCUGCAGACUUACUCCGGAGGCAUCUUGGAAGCGGAGAAGAAGAUCGAGAUGCUGACGACCAUCCCGCCGGAGCAGCAGGCCGAGGCCGACGAGCUGGCAGCCGCUCUCUCCGAGCUGCAGGCCACCAACAUCCACGAGUACCAGGAAGUGGAGGCAAAGAACGAAAGCAUCGCCGAGUGGAAAGCCAAAAUCGCGGAGACGACCCAGAAACUGGCCCAGGUGAAGGUGGACGUCUGCAGCCUGAAGGAAGACAUCGGCAAACUGCGCUCUCAGAUCGUGGAGUCUCCAGAGGAGCUGAAGGCUCAGAUGGAGAAGAUGAGGGAGAACGUCAAAAACAUAAAGAACAACAUCAAAGAGACGGACGAGCGCAUGGUGGAGAUACAGAACAGCGUGCAGAGUGUGACCCAGAAUGAGGCUGAGAUCCAGCACAUGUACAACCUGCUGCAGGACCUGGAGAGCAGCAUGAACAACACCAAGCAGCGGGUGGAGGAGCACAAGGAGCUCACCGCUCAGUACGAGAAGAAGCAGAAGGAGCUGAGGAACCUGUGCGUGGAGGGGGGCCAGCUGAAGCGAGCGCUGGGCAUGAAGCUGGACAAAGAGUCCAAGCAGAACAUCCGCAGGCAGAAGAAGAGAGAGAUGAAGGAGCAGCAUGUUCAGGAAGUGCUGGGGCAGUGCAACCAGAUCCACCAGAAGCGCGAGGAGAUGGCAGAACGCAUCCAGGAGAUCUCUGGAGAGACGCAGCAGCUCAAGGCCAAGAUGCAGAGCCUGAGGGACGUGUGCAGCAAGGAGACAGCCAAAGCUCAGGCCCUGUACGACACGCUGACGGCCUCCAUGGACGAGCUGCACCGGAGGAUCCAGACACACAUCGUGGACCUGAAGCAAGACGUCUCCCAGAUGUCCCGACUUUUAAACCCACCCUUUGACCUUUGACUUCUCUACUUACUCUUCCAACCUUUUGUUGCCUUUCUAACCGUCACUAUUUAAAAUGUUUCAUAUACAGUUGUGUACCAGAUAAUAAAUUUGAACAAAAUAAA